UGUUUCGCCGAACCGGGCCUUACGGUUGAACUCGUAAGGGGCGGGUUCACGCCACGUGUCCUCCUCUCAGUGGCUUCUCCUUUCCGCGUUGGCGAGAGAGAAAGAAGGGUCUCGGCGUCUUGAUUCAUUUCUCUCAUCUCCGUAAAAGCUAGGGUUUUUUUCUCUCUGAGGCGAUUCUCUGUGCGACCUCCAUCUCCGGCGGUAUUCUCCAGCAAAUCCACUCUGGUUUCUCUUCUCCACCUCUUAGGUGAGUAUUGAGUUGAACGGUAGAAUUCUCCACCUCCUCUCCAUCUUUUUGUGUUUCGGUUUUAAAUCGAUUUGGGGAUUUUUUGUUUGAGGGUUUCAAAAUCGAUAGAGGGUUUUCGAUUAAUUGAUGUAAAUCGGCAUGCUCGUUUCAUUAGGGUUAGUUUCUGUGAAAUUUCAAAUCGAUAGAGGGGUUUAGAGGUUAUAUUCACUUCAGUUAGUAACUAAGUAGUGGCUCGUAAUAAUGACCAAAGCGUAAACUCGUUGGUUCUUGGUUAGAUUUCUAGUCGGAAUAGAGUCGUUGUUACCUUGGCCAUACGAUUGGAACAUGUCUUUCUCAUCUUCUUUGUUUCUUACAUGUAAUUGGAACUCGAUUGUUGCAGAUGGAAACUCCCCGAGAACCUCAUUUCUUCAAGCCUCUUCUUCCUGGUUUUCACAGUGGCGUGGCAAUACCACUUGACUUCUACUCAAAACACAUACAAGGGGCUGAGAUCAAUAAACCAUGGAAGCUAAGAUCGGACGCUUCGGAUCAAAUUUGGGAGGUGAUCCGAGAAGGCAGGACACUCACCAAAGGUUGGAAAGAGUUCACCGAAGCACAUGAUCUUCGAAUCGGUGACAUUGUCAUCUUCAAACACGAAGGAGACAUGGUCUUUCAUGUGACUCCUUUUGGUCCUAGCUGUUGUGAGAUUCUGUGGUCCGACGCGGAUGAUGCUCCUACUUUCUCAUACGACUACUGCUUCUUGGCUGAGGUUACUCCUACAAAUCAAAAGGACGACAAAAUGUUUCUUCCUGUGGAAGCUAUGAGGUGUGGUGCUUUGAACCAACAAUGCAAAGAGGUCAAACUUGUCAACAAGGAGGGAAAGUCAUGGACUGCGCGCUUCGGAUUUAGCGAAUCAGACGGCGCAUAUUACAUCAGCAGAGGGUGGAGAAAGUUCUGUCGUGAUAACAGAUGCACCAACGGAGAUUUGUUUGUGUUCAACGUGGUUAGAGACGGGACGACAACUCCAUUACUGUGUGUAUGUCCGGAAAGGAAGGAGUGUACUGAACUACUGAUCAAGCACUUCAGCAGAAUCGAUGGUAGCAUUGCUUCUACCUCACGAAAUUAGAUGGCUCUUUUGCGGUCUUUCCUCUCUAUCAUCUUAACUUGUUUCCUUUUGUUUCAUUAGCAACUUAUCAACUUAUGUAUUUCGGUUUGUAAAACUUGAAUGGUUUUUCUAUGUGAACUUUUAUCCUAAGUUAAACAUUCUCGAACUUAAUUCCUUUGUUGAAUGCGUAGACUGAUCAUCGAACAAAAUGUUUCUAUGAAUUGAAUUUAAGUUAAAGAAACAACAUAAACUCCAAAACUCUAACAUAGCUUUUCUACAUCUGAAAACACAAACCAAAAUAUUAUAACAUAUCUCAAAACCAAAACUUAAACUCCAAAACUAAAACAUAGGUUGAAUAAAGUGUUUUCAUAAAUUUUAUAAUAAAUUUUAAUAUUUUAUUCAUGUAUUCUGAAUAAUUUUAAAUUUAAAAAAAAAAUAAAAAAUAUUAUUAUUUUAUUCCUAUGAACUCUUUCUUCGGGUUCACUAAUGCAGAAAACAACAAAUUCGGGUUCAUAACUGUUUAUGGGCCCACAAAAAAAUAUUAAAAAAAUUUGGUGAACCCCAAAGUGGGGUUCACCAAUGCUCAUGCUCUAAAUCUUUUCAUAUAUUAAGCUUAACUCUCUUAAAAUCCCAGCAACUCCUAAAAAAAAAAGAAAGGUUGAUUAUAAAAGGAAAAUCUGGAGGAAAAAAAAGAAAAGAAAACCUAACCAAUCCCAAGUGAAAAAAAAAAUCUAAAGA
Molecule: messenger RNA, 2066 nt
Organism: Brassica rapa (field mustard)
Lineage: Eukaryota; Viridiplantae; Streptophyta; Magnoliopsida; Brassicales; Brassicaceae
Product: B3 domain-containing protein REM9-like
Molecular function (GO): DNA binding
Source: RefSeq, a predicted model, not a curated record